AUGAUACUAAAUUUAAAAACCUUAUCUUUUAUUGUAGACUUUCCUGAUUCUGCAAUUUCUAUACAUAUGAAAGGUCGUCAUGAGCCUCGUACAGUUGAAACCCGUUGUUGUGAUAUUGAUUUUGUGAAAAAGCUAUUGUUCACUUGUCAGGAAAUUAUAAAUGAAGUUAAUAUUGUAGAUCAAUCCAAAGAAAAUUGCUCAAAAUAUGCUAUUGAAUUUUACAAUUCAGUUGUUAAUGUUGGAAAAGAUGAAUCAUUAAAAAUAAUUGUUGAUACUUUAUCACAAAAUAGUAAUUUGUGGUUAAAGGUUCGUCAAUUAAGGAUAACAGGUACAUCUGCUUAUGCAUUGUAUACAUUUUACCAUGGAAAAAAUGGUGUUAUUGCUGAAGCUUGGCUUAAUAAACUUGAAAGGAUUGUAUUUCCCACCUUUUCUGGAAAUUUGGCGACUAAAUUUGGAAAAAAUUAUGAGGACAAAGCUAAGAAAGCAUUUGAAAGACUUACGGGAUUUCAAAUCAAAACCUUUGGUUUUAUUAUUAAUCAUCGCUGUCCGUGGCUUGGGUUUAGCCCUGAUGGUUUUUAUCAAUGUGGUGACAAGUUGUGUUUAAUAGAAAUUAAAUGUCCAGUUGGGGGAAAAUCAAAAUCAGGAAUAGACUUAAUAAAACGUUAA
This is a messenger RNA of Macrosiphum euphorbiae (potato aphid), 666 nucleotides long. Lineage: Eukaryota; Metazoa; Arthropoda; Insecta; Hemiptera; Aphididae. The record is from the annotation of a GenBank genome assembly.